This is a messenger RNA of Drosophila subpulchrella, 1786 nucleotides long. RefSeq names its product odorant receptor 7a (gene Or7a). The record is from RefSeq and is a predicted model, not a curated record. Gene Ontology annotation, molecular function: odorant binding; olfactory receptor activity. Gene Ontology annotation, cellular component: plasma membrane. NCBI's taxonomy places the organism in Eukaryota, Metazoa, Arthropoda, Insecta, Diptera, Drosophilidae. The transcript is spliced from 2 exons. Gene Ontology annotation, biological process: detection of chemical stimulus involved in sensory perception of smell; sensory perception of smell. The coding region runs from base 1 to 1257 and encodes 418 amino acids.
AUGAAGGUGAACGGUCAAAAGGUUAAGGAAGUGAAAAUACAGGAGGAACUGCCCGAAUCCCGGCAAGCCUUCAGGAAUCUCUUCAACUGCUUCUAUGCCUUGGGUAUGCAGGCUCCGGAUGGCAGUCGUCCGACGAGGAGCACCACCUGGAGGCGAAUCUAUCGCUGCUUCUCGGUGGUCAUGUAUGUGUGGCAAUUGCUGUUGGUGCCCACCUGCUUUGUGAUCAGCUAUCGGUAUAUGGGAGGAAUGGAGAUCACCCAGGUGCUGACCUCCGCUCAGGUGGCCAUCGAUGCGGUCAUCCUGCCGGCCAAGAUUGUGGCCUUGGCCUGGAAUCUACCAUUGCUGCGGAGGGCGGAGCACCACCUGGCCUCCUUGGAUGCGAGGUGCCGGGAUCGGGAGGAGUUCCAGCUGAUCAUUGAGGGGGUGAGGUUUUGCAAUCGCCUGGUCUGGUUCUACCAGAUCUGCUAUGCCAUCUACUCCUCCUCGACCUUUGUGUGCGCCUUUCUCCUGGGCCAGCCGCCAUAUGCCCUUUACUUACCUGGCCUGGACUGGCAGCGUUCCCAGUUGCAGUUCUGCAUUCAGGCCUGGAUCGAGUUCAUCAUCAUGAACUGGACGUGCCUGCAUCAGGCCAGCGAUGAUGUCUAUGCCGUAAUCUAUCUGUAUGUGGUGCGAAUCCAAGUGCAAUUGCUGGCCAGAAGGGUGGAGAGAUUGGGCCGGGAUGCCAAGCUGGGGCAGAUGGAGAUCUUUCCCGACGAGCGGCGACAGGAGGAGAACUGUGAGGAGCUGCAGCGUUGCAUUCUGGAUCACCAGACGGUGCUCCAGCUGCUGGGCUGCGUCAGCCCUGUGAUCUCGAGGACCAUAUUCGUCCAGUUCCUGAUCACCGCCGCCAUCAUGGGCACCACCAUGAUCAACAUCUUCAUUUUCGCCAAUACGAACACCAAGAUAGCCUCGAUCAUCUACCUGAUGGCGGUGACCCUGCAGACGGCUCCUUGCUGCUACCAGGCCACCUCGCUGAUGCUGGACAACGAGAAGCUGGCCCUGGCCAUCUUCCAGUGCCAGUGGCUGGGCCAGAGCGCCCGGUUCCGCAAGAUGCUCCUCUACUACCUCCAUCGCGCCCAGCAGCCCAUCAAGCUGACGGCCAUGAAGCUGUUCCCCAUCAACCUGGCCACCUACUUCAGUAUAGCCAAGUUCUCAUUUUCGCUCUAUACGCUCAUCAAGGGGAUGAAUCUCGGCGAGCGAUUCAACAAAACAAAUUGAAGACCAUUAUCUUCGAGAGCACUGGGAAAGAUAUGUGAUCGAAUUAGAUUCAAUUUUAAUAUUGCAUAUUCUGCAACGGAUAAUCAGUGCAGGGUAGUCGAAAAUGUUAUUUUACUCACGAUAUCCUUGACCCCUAAAUUUAAAAACAAACUGUGCCAACAAAAUGGGACCUGCUUUCAAUUUUUUAGCUAUACGAAAACUUUUACCCCAGUGCAUCACUCUUUGAGCCUUAACAGAUUCUGAAUUACAAGUGAAAUCGAUAAUGAUCGCUAAUCGGGCAGAACAGAAGCUUGCUAACCACUGGAUCUUAUUGCCGCACCUUCCAUUCCGAGAUCCACAACCCUUGCCCACGUUUAUUUAUCCCAAGGCGAAGCACCUGCCAGGAGACCAGGUGCCUCUCCUCACCUCCAUCGCCAUCCCAGAACCACUCCUCCAACUCCACCUGGCCACCGAUUUCUGGCCCAAUUCGCAGUGGUGCCACACUUUGUAGUGCUUUACCGUUGACCGGAUCACUCAGAGAAAAGUAUUU